AUGAAGUCAUCAGACGACAUCAAUGUACAGGAAACACAAAGUAUAGAAAACAAAAGCGAAGAAGAAGAGACCAUCACCGUCGAGGAGAGACUGAACCCCGAGGAAAUGAACGGAGACAUGAAGAAAUCACAGACAUUCUCUGCUAACAGAAAUGUUAAUUAUGGAUUUAUUAAAUAUGUGAGUCUAGCAAUAUUGACAAUACAAAAUGCAGCUUUGGGUUUAAGUAUGAGAUAUGCAAGAACAAGGGAUGUCGAGAUGUUUUCAUCGACGGCAGCCGUUCUGAUGGCAGAGGUUCUCAAAUUAGCGAUAUGUAUAGUUCUAGUCAUGAAUGAAUCUGGAAAUAUUAAAAAAGGUGCUCGAACAAUGUACAAUACUGUUGUACUCAAUAUAAAGGACACUCUGCGUGUGUGUGUGCCCUCGUUUCUGUACGUCAUACAGAAUAAUUUACUUUAUGUGUCCGCAUCUAACUUGGAUGCUGCAACAUAUCAGGUCACAUAUCAACUUAAACUGUUAACCACAGCAUUCUUUGCCGUUAUUGUAUUGAAGAGAAAAUUAAAAAGAUGGCAGUGGGGUGCUCUAGGGCUGUUAGUGAUAGGUGUAGCUCUCGUUCAGUUGUCUUCCACGGAGAAAGCCAAGGCCACUACUUCCUCGAAUUUGCCGAAGCAAUCUAAGAUAAUCGGUUUCGGUGCAGCAUUAGCAGCUUGCUUUAUUUCCGGUUUUGCCGGAAUUUACUUUGAAAAAGUUCUGAAAGAGUCUGAUAUCUCUGUGUGGAUGAGGAAUGUGCAGCUGAGUUUGGCCUCUAUUCCCUUUGGUAUCAUAACGCAUGCCAUUAAAGAGGGAACUAUGACGAACCUCCUCAAAGGGUUCGAUGGUUUCGUUUGGUACUUGGUGGUGCUGCAGGCUGCUGGGGGUCUCAUUGUAGCGGUCGUGGUCAAAUAUGCUGAUAACAUUCUCAAAGGGUUUGCGACCUCCGUAGCCAUUAUAAUAUCCUGUGUAGUUUCUAUGUACAUAUUCGACUUCCACUUGACCAUUCAGUUUGCUUCUGGAACUUUGUUUGUCAUAGGCUCCAUUUUCCUGUAUGGGUACGUGCCCAAGAAGCCAGACGCGAGGACCUCACUCAUCAAAUGA
Danaus chrysippus (African queen) is the source of this 1128-nucleotide messenger RNA. The record is from the annotation of a GenBank genome assembly. Lineage: Eukaryota; Metazoa; Arthropoda; Insecta; Lepidoptera; Nymphalidae.